Molecule: messenger RNA, 5347 nt
Organism: Xyrichtys novacula (pearly razorfish)
Lineage: Eukaryota; Metazoa; Chordata; Actinopteri; Labriformes; Labridae
Source: the annotation of a GenBank genome assembly
UCCUGAACUGUUCAGCUGUGUAUCAGUUCAGGAGGUCGAAGUCGCAGGCCUCUCCCGCUAUAUGAUCUGGUGAUUUGGUGAACGAAUCUUUUGAACGAAUCUUUUUAGUGAAUCGAUUCUAGUGAUUCAGUUCAUGAAAAGAAUCGCAGUGCCCAUCACGAACGGUAACAGGAAAAGAGAAAACGUAAACUUCUCGAUUUAAAGUCCACUGCUAUUUUCACUGAAAAUAUAAUUUUGAAAAUGAAUUUUGGUUUUUACUUUUAAGAAUUAUGAGCACACAUUUUGGGGGGGAGCAAUAUGACAUAAACAACGGAAGUCGUCACGUGUACAAUCAUGGCGUCCUCCUAUGCAGAGAGAGGCAACGUGAUAACUCUCUAAAAUGAGAAACUUUUGUUUAACUGGGUCAACCUUUAUCCGUAUCGUAUCAUUUUUAACACAUUCACCUUUAAAAUACUAAUCUUCAUCCCUGGACUCUUACAUUCAAAGGUAAGGAUGAGCUGAAUUAAGCUGAGGAGAAGAUGUUAGCCGGCUUCGUGCUAACUAACUUCGCAGGGGAACAUCAGGCACCGACCACGUUGGUCACAGUCGCUGUUAUUGAAUAUGGAUCAGUUUUGUUCACGAGUUUAAAAUAAGUUAGAAUAUAGAUAUCGAUUAACUUUAUUGAGCUUUGAUCGCACAACUAAGUAAACAGCGACUGUAUCAUAAAAUGUGAACAUGAUCAUGGGUGGUAUCACUUUAAUUUAUGUUAUUGAACAUGAUGCCUUCUGUAUUCGUGUUUUCUUUUGAUCGAAACAAUGUUGGUCCUGAAAUAAUCUAUCUAAAGUGAUAUUAUUCAAUCUGUGACUUUCACUUUAUACUCAUGCCUUUCGUAAUCGCCUUAUUUUCAGAUAAAAUGGCUUCAUUCAAACCUACAAAAAUCCAAGUUUAUCCUAAACUCGGAGAGAAAGUCACCCAAGAUACACUGUACUGGAAAAACUACAAGGUAAGUUUUCUUUUCUACUCACUUUUAAGUGCUGAGAGCAAGAUUUGAUUAUAUGUUUUUUUCAAAAUUUCUCAUUUUUAACUGCAUCAUGUUUUUCAUCUCCUAGGCUCCAGUCCAGAUAAAAGAGUUUGGAGCGAUCACAAAUAUAGAUUUCUCCCCUGUUGCUCCACAUAACUUUGCAGUGACUGCAUUCACAAGAGUAUGUUGGCUUCUAUUUUAUGGAUUCAGCAAAAUUCACUAGUAUUAACCUGGUUCCUGUUCAUUAUCUGAAUAUUAAGGUAAAAAGUGUGCAAUAACGAUACUUUCUCUGUAGAUCCACAUUUAUGGACCAUACUCCCAGGAGCCUGUAAAGUCAUUUACCCGAUUUAAGGACACUGCUUACUGUGGGAGGUUCAGGUCAGAUGGUCAGCUGCUUGUGGCUGGAUGUGAAGACUCUGUGGUUCGACUGUUUGAUGUUAGUGGCAAGGUGGCACUGAGGAUGUUCAAGGGGCACACAAAGUAGGUAUUCCAUAUGGCAUUGUCUCACGUGGGUGUAGUAACACUAUUGUAGCAUGUAAGGUGUCAUUGAAAUAUCCUCCUUUUCCCAUUUGUGUUGAUAGGAAAUUUUUAUUUUUAUUUUUGUACUUGCAAAUGCAUACAAUGUCACAGCUAUCAAACAGUAGUAGACUGUACACUUGUAAACCUGAUCAAACAUAAAGGAGGCAUUUGACUCACCAGUUGAGUCUUGUAGGUUAAUUUUUGGAUAGAGAUUGUUGAAUGAUGAUUUCUUGAGUGAUCCAUCGACUGAAUUUCAUGAUGAUCUCAAGAACUCUGACAGCCACUUUGACCACUUUAAGUGCCGUUCACUUCAUAGCAUCUUUACCAAUCUCAACUCCAAUCUCAAUUUUGUCUCAUUUUGUGUCCUCUUAGGGCUGUUCAUGUGACAGACUUCACUUCAGACCGUUACCAGAUACUCACAGGCUCAGACGACUACACCUGUCGACUUUGGGAUAUUCCCAAUGCAACCGAGCUCAACACAUAUCAAGAGCACACAGAUUAUAUUCGCUGUGGUGUCACAAGCAAACUCAACAGAGACCUCUUUGUCACAGGUGAGAUGAAUCAAGCUAAGAAUUGUUGUUUUGGUUAUAUUCUGCUUUUGAGUCAAUAAAAAAGGGGUCAGUAAUAAGGAAGUCGAGUGUUUGUAGUGUUUCCUAAAAUCCACGUGUCUCUCCCAGGCUCUUAUGACCACACAGUGAGGCUGUUUGAUGCCAGAGUCGAUAAGGGCGUGAUGACCAUGGAGCAUGGUCAGCCAGUGGAGAGUCUGCUUCUUUAUCCCUCAGAGGGACUUCUCGUCUCUGCAGGUAGUUUGACAGAGCACCCACGAAAUAUGCUAACAUGUUGUUUAACCAAAUGCUGAUUUGUAAACAGUGAAUAAAGUCUUGGUUUGAAGGUCAGGUUCAUUAGCAUUCACAAGGUUGUUGUUUAUGGCAUAGUAUGCAGGAAAACCUAGAGUGGAUACUGCAAAAUAAAAAGAUGGCAUCUUUUCAAUCAACUGAAUCCUUCACAGAAAAAUCAACUCAUGACAUGAAGAACUAAAAUCUGUGUUCUUUCACUUUUUCUACCCUGCAAUUUUACACAAACACUGUAUUUACUGUUGGUUUAAGAUGUUACUAAACAUCUUUAACGCUCUUUUUAGGUGGUCGCUUUGUUAAAGUGUGGGAUCUGCUAAAAGGAGGCCAGCCUCUUGUGUCUCUGAGGAACCACCACAAAACCGUCACCUCUGUAUGUCUCAGCAGCAAUGGGCAGAGACUGCUGUCUGCUUCUCUGGACAGGUAAAAGAGCAGGGCAGCAGACAGGAAAACAGUGAAAAUGUAUAAGUCAUAGAUGCUGCGCUAGGCCUUAUGACGGGUGAACCUUGAUCGUGUAUACAACAUCUGAUUUUUUUUUUCUUCAGGCAUGUGAAGGUGUACAACACAACCACCUAUAAAGUGGUCCACAACUUUGACUAUGCUGCCUCCAUCCUCAGUGUGGGUUUGUCGGUAAGAAAUAGCUUUAUUAUCAAAUGAAAGAAGUAAAGGAAAGUAUACUAAGAUGACGUGACAAAUCAUGCCGGGAUCAAGACUAGUAUGACUAGGACUGUAGUCUCUAAGCAUGAGGAGCACACUUGGCCAGCAGUCCCUCAAUAUUGAUAUGUUUUAUGAAAACAUAAAGAUAUGCUCCAUUUUGAUAAAAUCAGUUGCAGUGUAACAGAGGUCCAGAAUCUUUGAAUGUUGAACUUUAUUUAUAUCUCUUUUUCCUCAGCCGGAUGAUGAGUCCAUCGUUGUGGGUAUGACUAACAGCAUCCUGAGCAUCAAACACAGGAAGAGCCCUGAGGAAUCCAAGGAAACAUCAGGCCAACAGAGGCGGCGACCAUCAUAUCGUGUUUUUGUGAAGGGCAAGAACUAUGUUCCCAAACAGGUGGGUUAACACAGGUCCUGUGCUGAGGCCAGCGGUCUGAUACAUGAUUUGAUUUGUGGGAUUAUUCCCUAAGAGAUAUGGUGCAGUGAGUGAAUUCUGUGUCUUUGUUUUCCAUCUUCUUCUAGGAUGAUUAUCUUGUCAGUAAGCCGGUGAAACAGCAUUUGGCCAAAUAUGACAAACAGCUCAAGAAAUUUAAUGUGUCGAAGGCUUUGGAUACAGCUCUGGAGGUAUGCUUUUUUUAUUUAUGUAAAACAUGAACAACAAGGCCUAAUGAGGUGAUAUUUUCAUUGGGUUUCUUUUGGUUUUUAUGACAGAGUAUUAGGGCCACAUUAAGAAAAAAAAUAAGUAGACUGUGAGAUUAAAGUCAUUAAUUUACAAGAAUAAAAUCAUUAUUAAUGAGAAUAAAAUCGUAAUAAAAUAAUUGCUUACGAGAAUAAAGUCGUAAUAAAAUCAUUAUGAUACUUAUGAUAAUGCGGUGCUGAUGUGCCAAAAGAUUAAGUAUUUCCUUGUUUGAGAAACCUGUAUUGUACAUUUAAGUACAUUUUCACGAAAUGCUCCAUGACUCUCAUUUCAACAACUGUCAUCUUAAACAACAGGCUAGAUUAUAAGGACUUUAUUCUGACUUUACUCUCGUAAGCGAUUACUUUACAACGACUUUGUUCUCAUACGUAAUUACUUUAUUAAGACUUAAUUCUCAUAAGUAAUGAUUUAAUUACAACUUCAUUCUUGUAAUGAAAGAUUUUACCACGAUUUUAUUCUCGUAAAUUUAUGACUUUAAUCUCAAAGUCUUAAAUUUUUCUUUUUCUUAAUGUGGCCCUAAUAGUCCGUUGUAGGUUUUUAACUUGGUUUAAGUUUUAAAAAUUGGAAAUCAAACAACAUCCUUCAUACCUAAAGAAAAAAAUGGUGGUAGUAUGAUAUAUUUUAAUGAAGAUAAAAACAUUUUCAUAGACAUGGACAAGACUGAGGAAGCCAGAAGUUACAGUGGCUGUGAUCAAGGAGCUAGAUCGAAGGGGGACGCUGAAGAACGCUCUGGCAGGGAGAGAUGAACAGGAACUCUCUCGGCUGCUACACUUCCUUAUUGGGUAAGAUGCAAAUAAAACCUCUUUGCUUAAACAGAGUCAAAUAAAUGAUCAAAUGUCCUGUAUUUGACAGUCAGAAAGUUUGAGUAAUAAAUACGCUUGUUGUGUCUUGUCCAGGAAUUUGGUUGACCCUAGGUUUGCCCCUGUCCUCGCAACAGCAGCAGAGAUGAUACUGGAUAUCUAUCAGUCAGUAAUCGGACAGUCACCAGUCGUGGACCGACAGCUGCUUCGUCUGCAGGAGCUGCUGGAGAAAGAGAUCGACUACCAGCAGGAACUCCUGGAGGUGUUGGGCAUGUUGGACACGAUGUUCGCCUCCUCCCUCCCUCGGAAAGAGGUGCCUUGUUCUGGCAUCAGCAGGUCCAAUGGCCUCAUUCAGGGAGAAGCAAGCACCUCGAGACCACAACUGCAGACUACCUGAGGCCUGUUGAGAGCUUAAAAACUGAUUCAGACCGGGUUAGAGUGCCUUUAGGACUUUGAAGUCUCCAUUGUUGAGACGGCAGACACAAAUAUUGUGACACGACAGGUGGCAUGUCCUGAACAGGAACGUUUUUGGAACCGGUUUCGAGAGACUGACAAACCCAUGGUCUCACUAUGAAGAGUACAAGUUUUUAUUCCAUGAAAUGUGUGUGUGUGUGUGUGUGUGUGUGUGUGUGUGUGUGUGUGUGUGUGUGUGUGUGUGUGUGUGUGUGUGUGUGUGAGUGAGAAACUGGAAGUAAGUACUCUCCUAAAUAUGUCAUAGGCGUGUGCUCUUGUCUGUUCUCUGUGAAUGUCUGCCUUCUGUUUUCAUAAUAUUUGGCAUUGACAAAUGCUUUAAUAAGCAGAUGAAAAUAAAUCUUUGUAAUAUUGAAAA